CCAGGGCAGGCAAGCGGCACCUUGUCCUUAGCCCAGCGCUCCCAGUUCAGUACCAUCAUGCAGCCGCUGUUUGAGAGCUACAGCGCAGCCGUAAGCACCAGCAGCACCGAGGACUUCUGCCAGUCCGUGCUAGGCUGGCUGGAGCGGCACUGCGCCCUGCCUGUGCUGCGCCCUGCCAUCUCCAGCUCCCUGCUGCAGCUCAGCAAGGUCACGUCCAUCCUGACGCAGCCCACCCGGCUCCCUGAGCAGGCACUGCAGGCAGUGUCCCGCCUGCCCCACAGCGACAGCUGAGCCCCCCAUGGCGCUGACAAGGACAGCCAAGCCGCCCUACAGCAGGCCAGGCUCCCCACACUGCCUGUGGUGGACACAGGGUCCCUCUUGGGCAAGGGCGCCCCAAGGAGGGGACGAGGGAUCCCCGCCUGCCCUAUGGUGAGGAGCGCAGUGGGGCAGAGUGAUCCCUGGCUGCCCCAGAGCAAAGAGCUCUGUGAGGCAAAGGGAUCCCUGCCUGCCUCUGUGGGGCAGAGGGAUGGGGGCAGCAUGUGGGGUGGCACAGAGCCAUGGGUGGUCCUGGGGCUGGCAUUAAACCCUCUGUCUGGACAACCUGCCUGGCUCUCUCCUUGGGGGUAGGAGGGGACCAUACCCACCCCUUGGUGCCCCACAGCAGGGCUCUGCCCCUUUCCUGUCUUGCCU
Struthio camelus australis is the source of this 690-nucleotide messenger RNA. Lineage: Eukaryota; Metazoa; Chordata; Aves; Struthioniformes; Struthionidae. The record is from RefSeq and is a predicted model, not a curated record.